AUGCUGGGCCGGGCGUUGAUUAUUUUCGCUUUAGCAGGGCUUUCGGCCGCGGUAUGCCCGAGGAGAUCGAUACCAGAAGGGCGGUACUGCCGAUUUUCGCUCGGAGUGAAGCUGCCGAUCAUUGAGGCGAUGACAGCUUGUGAAAAUCUGGACGCCAAAUACGCCGUGCCGGCUAACGAUACCAACACUAUUAUUCGAGCCGUAGAAUACAAAAAGGUCGUCGUGCAACAUCGUGACUUUUGGGUUCGAACGAUCCCGGGGCUGGUUGAAGUCGUCUGUCGCGGAAUUGCAGAGAAACAUCAAAUUUGCGCCAGCUGGGGCGAGAUCACCGAUAUGGAGGAAACCGAUCGACGCCGACUUCGCAGUGAUGGACAAUGUCCGCCAUGUCCUAGAGGGGAUAACAAGGAUAAAAAGACAAGGAUAUCCCUGCCGAUGAAUGCGGGGAUGGAUGGGAAAAAAGUGUUUGCAACCAAAACUUGCCACAAAUUGCUCGACGGCCAAGCUUUUUGGAAAGCCGAAAAAGAGUGCGUGGGUUUGGGAGGCCAUCUGGCGCCAAUUAGAAGCGCGGAUGAUCAGCUCAUCAUGAUAGGGAAGCAGAAGAAGUGGAGCCCUAGACACGCGAUCUGGAUCGGCGGCGUUCAGGUCGAUGAACCUCAACGGCGCAACGGCUUUCAUUGGCUGGAUCCGGCGGCUGGAAAUAUUACCUACAGCCACUACGGCCUAAACGAGCCAGCGGGUGCUAGAUUUUGUCUGUUUUUUGGAACACACGGAUUCUGGGGUAGCGAGGCGUGUAGUGAUGUACAACAGGCCUUUUGCCAGCGGCCGUUGGGACCGCCCAAGGUUCUCGCCGAUCCAAAGUGCGAGGACGGAUGGAUUCCUUGCAAGCAAUCGCAACGUUGUUAUAAGGCCGACGCGGUAGCGAUGGACUAUGUUACAGCGCGGGAGCACUGCCUGCAACAGGGCGCUGAUUUGGCGACGAUCCAUUCCUUUUGGGAAAAUGAGGCGGUGAUCGAAGCGGCGGCAGCGGUCAAUUCUGACAAAGCCUGGCUGGGAAAGCGCAGGAACGGCGAUCAAUGGCAGUGGGUUAAUAAUGAGCCCCAUGACUUUUCCAUCUGGCAUGCGGGCGACGUGAACACCUACAUCGGCGACUGUGCAAUUGUGUUUGGUGCCGUGGAAGCCACCGCCUUGGCCUGGUUGCAUCGUUGGGACAACGUCCACAUCAAAUCUGCACGAGCUGGGGUGAGAUCACCGAUAUGGAUGAAACCAAUCAACGUCGUCUUCGGAGCGAUGGGAAAUGUCCGCCAUGUCCCGCAGGCAAUGCACAAGCAAAGCCCAAAG
Messenger RNA from Mesorhabditis spiculigera, 1338 nucleotides. The record is from the annotation of a GenBank genome assembly. NCBI's taxonomy places the organism in Eukaryota, Metazoa, Nematoda, Chromadorea, Rhabditida, Rhabditidae.